Molecule: messenger RNA, 912 nt
Organism: Suillus paluster
Lineage: Eukaryota; Fungi; Basidiomycota; Agaricomycetes; Boletales; Suillaceae
Exons: 4
Coding region: 1-912 (303 amino acids)
Source: RefSeq, a predicted model, not a curated record
AUGUACUACACAACAAUUCCACUCGUCUCUGAGAGACCUAACAACAGGUGCUGGGAUGCCUCAAAAUUGCACGAACUCCAGAAGAGGCUAGAUUCUGGUACAAUGACCGUGGAGGAAACUGAUCAAGUUGCUGGUGACUUUUUGGAUGGCGAGAUUGUUGACUUGGCCUCGGACUGGCUGGGCAACACGGUGGGUAUCCCCACACCAAGUCCAGUUGCCAUGGCUCGUUUCACGCCCCACCUGUCACAUUUGUGCACACACAAAUUGGCAUCUUUAACCGUUGUCAGGAUUGUCAACCAGAAGAUCGAGUUCAAAGCAUCCCGUCAAAUUGUCCAGGCAUUGUUCUUGUCUCCCGGGGGCCAUGUUCUUACUGACGUGUUGGGCGACCAAGUGAACGGUGUGGCGGUUGUGCACGAGAUCUUGACUAGCCCGUUCAUUGACCCUAUUGACAAGCCAACUUAUAUCAAAGCCACUAAGUGGGUUUUAAUCGAGCUCCUGUCUAUCGCUCUCGCUGAUCUCAACAAUCUCAAGGAACGUUUCACUGGGGCAAUACAACAUGCAUCAUGGAUGAACAGAUCUGAUAGUACUCAGCUGACCAGUGCUUGUGAUGAAGUGAGAUGGCAAUAUGUAUUCAGCCCGGAGACGAAGGCGAAACAACAAGGAAGGAUCUCUACUUGCUCAAAUGAAGCUUCCUCAACACCCCUUUCACCCAUUUCUUCACCCGCCCUUCACCCACUGCUCCCUCGACUCCCUCGAUGUUUCUUCUCACCCCCGUUUGCGAUGAUCUUCAGCUUCGCAAAGCCGCAUUCCUUAUCUCUGCUUGCUCCGCCUGGAUCCUGCAAGCGUGAUCCAAGCUACAGUACAACUAAAUCGGGCCUUGGGCCUUGGGCCUUUGCUAUUAUUAUCACUUAA